Messenger RNA from Schistocerca cancellata (South American locust), 1077 nucleotides. RefSeq lists its product as uncharacterized. Lineage: Eukaryota; Metazoa; Arthropoda; Insecta; Orthoptera; Acrididae. The record is from RefSeq and is a predicted model, not a curated record. Bases 350 to 661 code for a protein of 103 amino acids. The transcript has 2 exons.
UUCACGAAUGUGUUGUAGCUUGCCACUCUAUUAAUGGUUUUUGUCCGUACUUGCGCUUAUUUUAGAAUCAUUUUUAGAAACAUAUAUGCCUUCUGAUACUACACAAACUCUUGGAGGCAAGAAACUAACUCGAAUAAUUCGGAAAUUACGUAGGAAAUGGAUGCAAAACAAACAUUAUGCUUACGACGCGUCUGACGUUCACCUUACCUGCCGCUUGGAGCGCCAGUGUCGCUCCAUCUGUCAAACGACAACAACUUUUACAGCAGUGAGUGUCGCGACUGUUAUGUUAGACUGCGAUCGAACUGUGUCAUGAUAAGAUAUGCCAGAAAUAGUUUAUUUAUGAGUAAACAUGCAUAUGACGUUACAAGUGUCCAAUACAGAUGAAUCACACUCAAAUUUGGAGCUAGCUUACAUUCGCACCACAAGCAGUGAUGGUGCUGAGUCGCGUCUCUCCGUUUCCCCUGUCAAUGUACUGGGUGAUGGAAGCACUGUGGGAGAAGAUGUAAUUCAGGAGCUGCAAGAGGAUAAUGACACUGCAGGGAUAACAAUAACAGCAGCGUCACAGGUGCCUGAACCAGAGACCAUCAGGCCACCUCCAGCUGGAGAGUCGCAGCCUUCGACUUCUGUUGAAGUCGAUGACAGCGAGUCUACUAAUAUUUAGUGCAGUCCUCUGCAGGAAGACUCAUUUACUGGCAACUAAUUAUGAAUGCUGUAAGGCAUUUUCUAAACGGAUUCUCUGUGUAAUAUCACACAUUUCCUUUUUUUAUACACUGACAAUGUCUGUAAACUUGUACUAUACAAAUUUUAAGUCGUCAUAUGUUGAAAUGAAAACUAAGUGUCAAAUAGUACACUGUAAUUACUUUUGUCAUUUAUUGUGAUUUAUUUUGAAGGUAUAGUAGAUUAACAUUCUGUUCGUUUUAGCAUCCCACAUAUUAUAUAUUCAUCAGAACAACCCACUUCCUUGACACUGCAUUAAUGUUUUAUUUAUUAGUUGACUUACAGUAACAUGUUAUGUCAUUUAUCCAUUUCUGUGAGUGAAAAUUGUUAUUAAACGUUGCUUCAUGACACCUUAGGUCU